Molecule: messenger RNA, 5391 nt
Organism: Fonticula alba
Lineage: Eukaryota; Rotosphaerida; Fonticulaceae
Exons: 8
Coding region: 178-5310 (1710 amino acids)
Source: RefSeq, a predicted model, not a curated record
CCGCAACUGCCCUCCCUUCUCCUUCCCUCUCGCCCCUUCUCAUCCGAAGGGCGUGCCUAACUCCCCCCUCCGGAGGGGGCUCUACCACUUCUCAAGGUGUUUCCGUGCCCUCGCGUUCACGCAUGUCCGCUUCGCCGCCACCUCCGCAUACCUCCCUUGUCCAGUGUUUGCGACCCGAUGAACGUCAGGCUCCGGGUAUUUUCCCGCGCACAGCGGCGACUAGGCUUGACGCACUGUCUCCCUGUCGCCUCCCUUCCGCGGCUGCUGUUCUUGCUGCUUGCCGCGGCCACGGUCCUGUUGAGCCCCCUGGCAGCCGGUACCAAUGUUCCACCGAGCUCCAGCUCGAGUCCCGACUAUGCGGAGCUCCUGGCCACGCGCAAUGCCCCUCUUCAGUGCGGCUUCGAUCCGCUAGAUGUUAACUCCCCGAUUGACAGCGCGGCGGUUGUCACCUGCGCUAAGCAGCUUACCAGUCCGGCCCACCGCCUGGCCGUCGCCAUUGCCCUGGUUGAGCGCGCGGAUGCCUCGUCUUUCCCCUUUGGCAAGUCCUGGCGCCGGCUGAUGGCCGGAUCCCAGAGCCUUCUGGAGACGGUUGUCGCGGCGCCCGAUGUGCCGAGCGCCACUGGCGCCGAUGCUCGCUUCCUCCUCGCUGAAGGGCACCUCUUCGGCUGGUUCGAGCCACUGAGUGCCGCCAAGGCAGCCGACCUGCUCGAGGAGGCGGCCGCGCUGGCACCUGACCUCCCCGGACCGCCGCUGCUGCUUGGCUUGCUGCAUGGUCUCGGCUGGGGAGCCCCCUCCAAUGGGACAUAUGCCAUGGUGUCCUCGGUGGAGGAGGUCUCGGGCCGGCCAUCGGCCGCCGGCCACCAUCGGUCAUGGGAGUAUCUGAUGCGUGCGGCUGAUGUGGCACCCGACUUCCUGUCUUCCUCGCAGUCGACCGGCAUCGAGGCCGAUCGCGCCGCGGCCCGGCAGACCCUCCAGCAGCUGUCCCACAUGGCGGAGGCCUCUCUGGGCACCACGCCAGCCGGGGCUCGACUGCCGGCCGCCCUGUCUCGGACAUCGGUCGAUGCGCGAAUCCUGGCUCUCUCGGCUCUGGGAGACCGGUGGUGGAUCGGACGCGCCGAUGCCGCCAAGCACACCCCCAUCGCCGCCUCCCCUCCCGGGGAAACCUCUCCCCCCCGGGAGGCGGAGCAUCCCCUCCUCAAUGGUACCGACCCCGGGGAUCAGCCCCGCGAUGAGCCUCUCUCCCCGCGAGCCGAUCACUUCAGCGGCGGCUUCAACUGCCGGAAUGCGGCCAUCUUCUACCGCAAGGCCAUCCUUCUUGCCGAGGCAUCUGGCUACCUCCCGGGCGUGGGCCUGCCUCCCUUCCCAGGCGAGCGCCUGGAUCUUGCGGACCCUGCCGUGAAACACCGUCGCGAGGUGUUCCGCAACUCGAUCGCCCACAUUGAGCCGGACGAUUUCGACCCCCCAGGUGCGGUGGACCUGCUUCUGGGCGACCUUGCCCGGUGGGGACUGCAUGGGAAUCGCCGUGAUCCAGCCGACGCCGCGCGUGGCUUCUAUCAGGAAGCUCGCCAAGUCGGUCAUCCAGGGUCGCUUGGCCGACUGGCCGAGCUGGAUUUGCAUGAUCUGCUGAACGUCUCGCCCUGGGCACCCAUCUUCCCGGAUCCGGUGGACCAGAAGCACCCCGCCAGCGGUAUGACGACUCCUCUCGGACAGCCAUCCACCCGCGCCAAUGACCCGAUGGUCCAGCCCCUGGCCGGCUACCAGGCCGAUCACUCGCCGGGAGCCGGGCAGCAGCAACUUGGCGACGCGGGGCCCGGCGGCCGGGCAUCGCGCCCACUACGCACCUCCCUGGUGGAAACCUUCUCCGAGCGCCAGUCGCGCAUUCUGCGUGGGCUGUCGUAUGCCUCCUUUGGAGUGCGCUCUCGUGACUCGGUGUCCGCGCUGAUCCUGGCGUCGUUGGCGUCGCAGGCGGCUCGGGUGGCGGCCGAGCAGCAGUCGCCGCACUCGCCCGGCCAGUCGCUGUCCCUGCGUGACCAAUUCCUGCAACUGGCCGGAGCCAAGAUCCUCUCGAUGGACCUCCGGCCAUGGGGAGCUCGCGUCGGCGGCACCAACGGCAGCCAUGGCCACUCGAUGGCCGACGACUUGCAGCAUGUGGCCCGGUCACUCUACUGUGGUGUGGCUGGUGUGCCUCUCAACUUCACUCCCUCUUCGCGGCUCAACGCCGGUCCGGUGCUGCCGGAUGACGGAGCUCAGGCCGACGGGUCGCUCUUCUCCUUCCUCGAUGUACUGGGGACAUUCUUCGGCGAUGAGCCGCUCGAAGCCGACCGCAUGUCGGGCUCCCCUCCCCCGGUGCCACCCGGCCAUAGCUCCGCCGAUGGGCCAGCUGCCGACCUCUGGGAAGAGUGGGAGUGGGCCGACAUCGCCAGCCCCGAGGCCCUGGCGCGUUGUGGCUACUUCUACAUCAAUGGCAUUUCUGUUGCCCGAGAUCUGCCACGCGGAUUGCGAAUGCUCCGGCGCGCGGCCGCCCCCUCCCUGGAUGCCGAGCUGCUGAUUGAGGAUCGUCUCGACAUGGCACCCGACAUGACCGGGGCUCGGGCCAGCGGUCCGGGGUUGCGCGAGCCCUUCACCUCGGCCAAGAUCGGGUUUGGCCGGGUGUCAUUGCCGGUGAUGGCGCACUCGCAUCAGCAAGCCGUGCACGCGUCCCAGAUGGGGACCGACGGGGCGGAGGCUCUGCUGGCUGAGCAUGGCCUGACUGCCUCCCUGUCGAACAUCCGCCCGGGAAAUGUCUUCGCCACAGCCGAGCUGGCGCAUCUCAUCCUCGAUGGCCAGCUGGAUAGCCUCCUUUUGAGGGAACAUCGUUCGGACAGUUCGGAGACCGCCUGUCCGGCGGCCGUCAAUCUGUAUCGGCUUGCCAUCAAUCAGAUUCUCAAGCACCUGGACACAACGCGCCCCUGGCCGGAGCGCGUGCAUGAGGGCAUCGCCCGAGGGUUCUUCGGGCCGGCGCACCGCAUGCUGGCCGCCCUGUCGGAGGUCGGGGCCAGCCAGUCGGGCGCGGCACACGGCGCCGCGCAUACCCUGGCUGCGCUGCGGUCUCAAGUCUCCAUGGCCACCGAGCCCGGGUCCAAGACGGCUCCCCUGUUGCCGGCAUCGCCGCUGGUCAUCCCUCCGCUGGCCUUGUCCACCCCGGCCGCUGUGUAUGGCCAUGCACAUCUGGCUGACUACUUCACUCGGGUGGCAUGUGCCCGGGCCGGGGUGUCGGUGUUGGCAUGCCCGUCGUCGCUGCUGCGAUUGGGCCUCGGGCCGGCGGUUCGGGAGCGCGACCGUUUGCAGCAAGCCGCCGGCGGGGCCAAUCCCCUGGCCGGUCCCCAUGAUCUGGGGGUUUUCUCGGCAGCCGACGAUCGAGCCACCGCGGCCGAGUUGGCCUUCUGGCGCCGGGCCGCGCAUGCUGGCUGCCCGAUCGCGCGGAACACCCUGGCCGAGAGCCUGGUGGCGGCGGCCGAUGCGCUGGCCCCGGCGCUGGCAGCCGCCCGCCAAGCAGACCUGACCUCGGGCGGCCCAGCCUCUGCCCACACCGAGGCCACGCAUUUGGCCAUCGCGCGCCGGAGCCUAUGUGGCGCGAGCUUGGCCUCCCUCUUUGGAGCGGCCGGUAUUGACCGGUACUCGCCGCUGGUCUUCAACCAUCCGGCCAUUGGGAUGGGCAUUGGCGGUCGGUCGGGGGGCGCCUUGUUCGAUUCCGCCGGGGGUGCUGGCUCGGCCCAAUCCGGCGGCAUGCAGCUGGCCCUGUCGGCACGCGAGCUUGAUGUGUUGGACUUUUGGCCGGCCCUGCCGUACAAUGUGGCCGGGGAUUACAUCACCCCGGACCUGCUGGUGGGCAGUGGCAUUCAGAACCACACUCGCACGCAUUGGCUCGAGGGGGGGUUCUUCGAUGGGCUGCCCGCGCGGGAGCCCGAUCCCCCCAUCGGCGAUGGGGUCUCGCUGUUGCAGGGUGUCGACCAGCUGGCAGCUGGAGGGACCGGGCGCGGUGGCCCGUAUGGCGGCUUCGCUCGCCCCAGCGGCGAGGCUCUCUUCACCCUGGCUCGGAUGCAUGCCACUGGCUGGUGCCGGGACAUUGUCCCGGUGGCGGAGGGCACGCCGGUGGGACCGGUGCUCCCGAACACCGGUCCCAGCGGGCCCGAGGCCCCGGCCCCGCGAGUGCCACUGCCGAUGCGCCUGGCACGCUGGCUGCCAUGGCCGAUGUCCGACCUGGUGGAACAUCUUCUUGGAUACCUCCUACGGGUGGUUGGACUGUGGCAGGGGUCGCCGACGCGGUCCCCGGACCGUGGCCCGGCCGCUGCCGGUCCCUACAAUCCGGAUAUCGUGCAGCCGGACCUAGCCACGGCGUCCAUCUUGCUGUCGCUGUCACGUCGCGCCGAGCCCGAUUCCCACUUGGCCAUUCUCCUGGCUCGGGUGUGGCUCUUCCUGCUGCGCACCUUGGCACAUGUGGGUCUGAUUGCGGAGCCCGCGGCCACGGGCGCCGGGGCCGGGCUCGGGACCAUGCUCACCUGGAGUUGGUGGCCCAAUCCACUGGCCCUGGCCACCGGGACGGUCCCCCUGCACCAGCGCAUUGCCCUGCACAGCUCCCCUGCAGCGGUACUUCUCCAGCGAUCCCGGCAGUUGCUGGUUUGGCUCUUUGGCAUUGAUUUGCCGGACCCGGAACUGCCGGAGGGCUUCCGUCCGCAUGACCUCACCCUGAGCGGAUUGCUCAGUAUCCGCGCCCUGGCUCCAUGGAGCCUGCCGCGCACCGGCUGGCGCCUUCUUCGCUGGCUGGUGGCCCCGGGGCUGGUGGAUGAGCAGGCCGCCGCCGGGGCCGAGAAGUUCCUGGCUUCCUUGGUCGCCGGGCGCCGGUGGACCCUCUUCACCCCAAGCAGCAGCAGCAGCAGCAGCAGCAGCAGCAGCAGCAGCAGCAGCAGCCAUGGUCCGGUGGCUGGCGGGAAGAUCCCGGCCAUCGACCCGGCUUCUGCCGCUGCCACCUCCGCGUGGACCUUCCAGCGCGUGGUGGCCCUGCUGUCCGAUGAUGCCUUCAUCAUUUCCCUCGGUCUGCUGGUGGUGGGAUUGCUCUUCCUGCGGGAGUACCUCCGUCGGGACCUGCUGCAUGGCCGACCCGAGGGGGGGUCCCCUGCCUCGGGGGACUCUCUCGCCGAGCGGCCGGCAGCCGGACCGGCCGCCGAUGCCGCGCCUCGCCCCGACACGCGCGCCUUCCAAACCGACCGGUCUGGUGUUGUUUGGACCACCGACGCCGACUGGGGUGAUGGAGAUGGCGAUGAUGCAUUGUAGGUGUGCCGCGUCUUCUUCUCCUGCUUCCCUCCAGCGUCCUCAUCAUGGAGCCUCUUUUCCACACACACACACACACACACA